Messenger RNA from Aspergillus steynii IBT 23096, 1405 nucleotides. RefSeq names its product cytochrome P450. The transcript has 5 exons. The coding region runs from base 23 to 1405 and encodes 460 amino acids. NCBI's taxonomy places the organism in Eukaryota, Fungi, Ascomycota, Eurotiomycetes, Eurotiales, Aspergillaceae. Gene Ontology annotation, molecular function: monooxygenase activity; oxidoreductase activity, acting on paired donors, with incorporation or reduction of molecular oxygen; iron ion binding. The record is from RefSeq and is a predicted model, not a curated record.
UUUCUUCCAUGAACAGCUUAACAUGAUGAUCGCAAUAUUGGGCAUUUUUCCAACAGUUGACCCUACUGUGGUCACUAGUUUUCUGGUACUAAGCGUACUUGCUUUCUUGUUCUACAUCCAAUCCGGCACCAGCCUCCCCUUGGUCAACGGAAAAGAGCGGUUGGAAUUUCGUCUCAGUCCAGCGAAGAAACGAUUUCUUGUCGAUGCUAAAUCGCUCAUCGCGCGAGGCUUGAAAAAGCCGUUCAAGGAGGGAACAAACCCGGACAAUAUAGUUCAGGAUGCUGUUCGUAUGAAAUUGACGCAGAGCCUAGGUGAUGUGACCAAGCCAUUAUCGGACGAGACUGCGGUUACAUUGAGAUCCCACUGGACAGAUAACACUGAAUGGCACACUAUCAACACCAAGGAAACCGUCCUCCAGAUAGUCGCUCAGCUCUCAUCCAAAGUGUUUCUGGGCGACAGGAUCUGCCGCGAUCCCAGAUGGCUUCGAAUCACCGUCGACUAUACGGUUGACUCUUUCCUGGCCGCCCAGUCUCUCCGAAUGUGGCCUACCAUCUUCCAUCCCGUUGUCGCACGAUUCCUCCCAUCCUGUCGGAAGGUUCAAUCUGAAUUGCAGGAAGCUCGUGAAAUCAUCAACCCGGUACUGGCGGAGCGCGCGGCCGAAAAAGAAGCCGCAGCACGACAAGGAAGCACCCCGAAACGCUACACAGACGCGAUGGAAUGGAUGGAACAAUGUGCGAAAGGUCGACCGUACGAUGCUGGUGCUGCGCAACUUUCCUUUUCCCUUGCGGCUAUCCAUACUACCUCGGAUAUGCUCACUCAGGUUCUUUAUGACCUAUCCGGGAAGGAUGAGUUGAUUGAAGCUCUACGUGAAGAAGCUCGCACCGUGAUUAAAGAAGAUGGAUGGCAGAAGACUACACUCUACAAAUUGAAACUAAUGGAUAGUAUGCUGAAAGAGAGUCAACGGAUGAAGCCAAUCAGUGUCGUUUCCAUGAGACGUCUCGCAACGAAGACUGUUACUUUAUCGGACGGCACCACAAUCCCGAAAGGUACUUCGAUCUUCGUCUCUAGCAAACGCAUGUGGGAUCCAGAGAUAUACCCGAAUCCUGGGACCUUCGACGCAUAUAGAUUCCUGCGACUGCGCGAGACUCCGGGCAACGAAAACUCCUCGCAAUUGGUCUCAGUGUCCCCGGAGCAUUUCGGCUUUGGUCUGGGCAAGCACGCUUGUCCUGGUCGGUUCUUCGCUGCGAAUGAGAUUAAGAUCGCACUUUGCCAUAUUUUACUCAAAUAUGACUUUCGACUGGAGGAAGGUUCUCAGCCUGAGAUUAUGAAGAUGGGAUCUGAGAUUAGUGCGGAUCAUUUUGCGAGAUUGCAGAUUAGGCGGAGGGAGUCGGAGAUUGAACUUUAG